CACGUCGAUCGCCGACCAACCGGAGGAGACGCGCCUGAAUAAGAAGACGACCGUGCGUCCCCAUUGCUCGGCGGAUCACCGGCGCGCAUCGCCAUGUCUUUCACCGGCACACAGGACAAGUGCAAGACGUGCGACAAGACCGUCCAUUUCAUCGACCUCCUCACCGCCGACGGCGUCUCCUAUCACAAGACAUGCUUCAAGUGCAGCCACUGCAAGGGGACCCUCUCGAUGUGCAACUACUCUUCCAUGGAUGGUGUCCUCUACUGCAAGACCCAUUUCGAGCAGCUCUUCAAGGAGACGGGGAACUUCUCAAAGAAUUUUACGCCAGGUGGCAAAUCCGCAGAGAAGGGCGAGGCAAAGGCUCCAAGCAAGAUGUCAUCUGCCUUCUCUGGAACUCAAGAUAAAUGUGCGGCCUGCCAAAAGACCGUGUACCCAUUGGAGAAGCUAACUUUGGAGGGCGAAUGCUACCAUAAGAGCUGCUUCAAGUGCUCGCAUGGUGGCUGCAUCCUGACGACCUCCUCGUACGCCGCACUCAACGGAAUCCUCUACUGCAAGAUCCAUUUCUCACAGCUGUUCAAGGAGAAGGGAAGCUACAACCAUCUCAUCAAGACCGCGCAAACAAAGAAGGAGAGCGUGGAGGCUGCGGCUGCAGCAGAGGCAGGGGCAGGGGCAGGGGCGGAGGCAGCUGCAGCUGCAGCAGCAGAGCCGGAAGCGCCCCCGCAAGAUGAAGCAUAGAGCAAAGAUUAGGAGCAAAGCAAAGGAAACAACAGAACCAAAUAUUAUAUAUAUAAAAAAGGCUCCGCAAUUUACAGAUAGUAAUUUGCAAUACUUCCUUCCCUGCUUCCAUUUUUGUACGGCCUCUCAAAGCUUGCUUUUGUUCAAGCUGGAAUUGUAUCAUUUCUCGAAAACUUGUCACCUGGACAUGAAACUAUUGGUUUGCACAGCCAAAAAUAUUACUUUGCGUUGCACG
Aegilops tauschii subsp. strangulata is the source of this 970-nucleotide messenger RNA. Its product is annotated as LIM domain-containing protein PLIM2b-like. The record is from RefSeq and is a predicted model, not a curated record. Lineage: Eukaryota; Viridiplantae; Streptophyta; Magnoliopsida; Poales; Poaceae.